AGUCUUUGGGAGGAACAUGCAACCUAGAUGUAUGGUUAGCAGAAUGUAGGGUUUCUUACGCUGCUGCCACAUGGGGAAAAUAAAGCUAGCGGGGGAGUGUAGAACAACAGGUUUUGCUUAGGGAAGUGAGGAAGGGAAGGUGGCGGUUUGGAAGUCGGAUGCUGUGAGAACAAGCAGCACCGCUUUCGAGGCCUAGCGUUUGACACCUCCCCCUCGCCAUCUUCCCUUGCUGCACGGUUGGUUCCACGCCGCCUCUGCGGGAGCGCUGCAGGCGCAGCCUCUGCUCCCUGCCCUCUCCCUGCCUCCAGGUUUUAUGGAUACCGAGAGAGACCUGUGCUCUCCCCGGCCCCACGUUCCCCGCCCCGGCUGGUCGUGCGGAGGCCGCCCGAGGGGCCGGGCCGGGCCGGACGGGGCGGGGGGGUCCCGGGGAAGCGCCGCCCUGGCCGUGACUCAGCGCGCCGGGAGCUGUCUGUGACGGGGCGGCCGGGGCGGGGGGUUCGGGCCCGUUCCCUCCCCCGGCCGCGGGCAGGGGAGGGGCGGCGGCGGGGCGGGUGUUAGGCCGUAGGAGCCGGGGCAGCACGGUGGGGUAGAGCCGGAGCGGCCGGGCGGCGGCGAGAGGUCCGCGAUGCCGCUGUUGUUCCUGGAGCGCUUACCCUGGCCCAGCCUCCGCACCUACACGGCGCUCAGCACCCUGGCCCUGCUGGGCACUAGCCUCAGCGCCUACCGCGCCCUCAGCCAGGCCCCCGCCGGGGCUGCGGGCUCCAAGCCACCCGAGCACCAGCGCCGCGGCGGGCCGCGGGCCCUGGACGUAGCCUUCUUCCUGCUGUCGGACAGCCUGUGUGUCUGGGUACUAGUGAACACUGCCUGCUGUUUCCUGAUGCUGGUGGCUAAGUUCAUCCAGUGUAUGGUGUUCGGUCCUCUCCGUGUCAGCGAGAGGCAGCAUCUCAAGGAUAAAUUCUGGAAUUUCAUUUUCUACAAGUUCAUCUUCAUUUUUGGUGUGCUGAAUGUUCAGACAGUGGAAGAAGUAGUGAUGUGGUGCCUUUGGUUCUCUGGGCUCGUGUUUCUUCAUCUUAUGGUUCAGCUCUGCAAGGAUCGCUUUGAAUAUCUUUCCUUUUCUCCUACCACGCCCAUGAGCAGCCACAUCAGAGUCCUGACCCUGCUCAUAGCCAUGCUCCUCUCCUGCUGUGGAUUAGCCCUCAUCUGUGGUGUUAUCGGCUACACUCAUGGCAUGCACACGCUGGCUUUCAUGGCAGCAGAGUCUCUGCUUGUGACAGUUAGAACCACUCAUGUGAUUUUACGAUACGUAAUUCACCUCUGGGAUCUCAGCCAUGAAGGAAUGUGGGAGGGCAAAGGCACUUACGUCUACUACACCGAUUUUGUCAUGGAGCUCACCUUGCUUUCACUGGACUUGAUGCAUCACAUUCAUAUGCUGCUGUUUGGUAAUAUCUGGUUGUCAAUGGCGAGCCUCGUGAUUUUCAUGCAGCUACGCUACCUAUUUCAUGAGGUUCAACGAAGAAUUCGGCGGCAUAAGAACUACCUCCGUGUGGUUGGAAAUAUGGAAGCUAGGUUUGCAGUUGCAACACCGGAGGAGUUAGCAGCCAAUAAUGAUGACUGUGCCAUUUGCUGGGACUCCAUGCAGUCUGCACGCAAACUGCCUUGCGGGCACUUCUUCCACAACUCGUGCCUGCGGUCCUGGCUGGAACAAGAUACAUCUUGCCCCACCUGCAGAAUGUCUCUUCAUAUCACUGACAGCCAUCAUGCAAGGGAGGAUCACCAAAGGGAAAAUAUGGAUGAGAACCUGGGCCCUGUGGCAGUAGCAGAAGGCAGAUCACGCUUGAACCAGCACAAUCACUUCUUCCACUUCGAUGGCUCUCGAAUUGCCAGCUGGCUGCCCAGUUUUUCAGUAGAAGUGAUGCACACAACAAACAUCCUCGGUAUCACACAAACCGGCAACUCUCAGCUUAAUGCUAUGGCCCAUCAGAUUCAGGAGAUGUUCCCUCAGGUUCCGUAUCAUGUAAUUCUACAGGAUCUGCAGCUAACUCGUUCAGUAGAGAUCACCACUGACAACAUCCUAGAAGGGCGCAUCCAGGUACCUUUCCCCACACAGCGUGCAGAUAGCAUUAGACCUGCAUUGAACAGUUCUGUGGAACGGCAUAUUACUGAUCAGGAGGAUACUGAAACUGUCACCCAGUCUGAGAUAGUGCCAUUGGAACUCAGCUCCAGACUGGAAGAAAUGGUGGAAUUCAAUGAAAUGGAAGCAGAGUCUAGUGAAGCAGAAGAUUUUGAGGCCAGGGGAAGUCGCUUCUCAAAGUCAGCUGAUGAAAGGCAGCGUAUGCUGGUUCAGCGGAAGGAGGACUUGUUGCAGCAAGCUCGAAAGCGAUACUUCAACAAGACCUUGGAGGAGGAGCGGACCACAGGGAAGCCCUGUCCCAAAGGAGCCUCAGCUGAUGCUGUGACCCUGCGCCGCAGGACACUGGCUGCUGCCGCCGAGCGGAGGCUUCAGAUGCAGCACAACUCGUAGCGCUGUCACCCUCCUCCCUCCACCUCGUCAGCAAUGUCGAAUAAAGAAUUAAACACACCUCCCAACCUCCCUGCGCUUUCUGUACCAACGGGAUGUGUCUCUUCAGAGUUCAGCUGGCGGAGCCGCCUCUCCGCCAUGUAAAGCAUGUGGUCUGAUAAUGUUUGGACAGCUGACUCAUUAACCUCUUUUUUGUAAUAUUUUCUACGUGACGUUGAUCCCCUCCAAGAACAAAAGGCAGUUUCUAAACCAUGGGUGGGAUUUCUGCAGCUGGCACGAGGCAUUACGCUGGCUGCACCGCAGAGGCUGUGGAAAGAGUGUUCUGGAUUAGCAGCUGUGGGCACAGGUUGGAAUCAGGAAGAGUUACUCCAAAAGGGAAGAAAGCUUUAGAAACCUGGAGCAAACCCUGUGUUAGGUGAGCAGGUGCCGGCUCUGCAAUCAGAGAGGGGUGUUAGGUAGUCCACGUUGCUGGAAAGUCAGUUCUUAGGCUGGGUGGAUGUUGUGUUCCUACAGAAUACAGGGAAAACAGAGUUCAUGAGUGGUGCAGUGGAGCAGUGAUUCACCAGCAGUAAGUUGUUGACUGUUGCUGAGCUCCUCUGUGUCUGGCUCUGUCACUGCGCAGGGCUGAGCUGUUAUCCUCUGCCCAUGCCCAAAACUACCCAGACACUGAGGGCAUGGAGUGAAGAGAGGGUGUGAAGUGAGGUUAACAGCCCCUGCGGUUCAAUGUUAGCAUCCAGCAAGGGAGUAGAACAGCUUGCCUGCUCUGCACCACACGGAUGGGACUCCGUGGAGACAGCUCCGAUAUCUUGCUUUUGAUUUCUGUUUCAACCCCACAGCUCUGUGAGUUUAUUCCGAAAGCCUGGAGGGACUGGGGCUGGCUGCAGCCCAACUGCCAGCCUCUGCUUGUCCUUAAGGACUUUGCCCCAAGAUCCAUGUGGAGCCGCUGAUGCUAGCUUUGCACAGAUGAGUUUUCAGCUUCUGAAGCGUGAGUUCUGAUAUCACCAUCCUUUAGAAGGAUCCCAGUAUUACCUAGAAGUGUUGGUAACUUUUUUUACUGUUGGUUUUGGAGGACAUUUGCAGGUGAAUUUAAUGCAAAGAGUUGCAUCGGUGUUUAGGUGACAGUAAUUUAUUUCAAUAAAACUCUGUGGGAGGCCUUACCUUGCGAUGCUGUUAGGUUUUUUGAGAUCUUUGGUUUUGCUCAGAGCACUGCUGUUUUGGCUUUAUUGUUAAUAAAAAGAUCCAGAAAACAACCAAAAAACCCCACACAAAUAAAAUCUUGGUCAGUGUUGGAAACUGUUUGGAAA
Messenger RNA from Strigops habroptila (Kakapo), 3822 nucleotides. It is a transcript of the gene AMFR, whose product is annotated as autocrine motility factor receptor. Gene Ontology annotation, biological process: ubiquitin-dependent protein catabolic process; protein K48-linked ubiquitination; endoplasmic reticulum unfolded protein response. The transcript is spliced from 14 exons. The record is from RefSeq and is a predicted model, not a curated record. Bases 626 to 2521 code for a protein of 631 amino acids. NCBI's taxonomy places the organism in Eukaryota, Metazoa, Chordata, Aves, Psittaciformes, Psittacidae. Gene Ontology annotation, molecular function: ubiquitin binding; ubiquitin protein ligase activity. Gene Ontology annotation, cellular component: ubiquitin ligase complex; endoplasmic reticulum; cytosol.